UCCAUUACAUUCCAUUCUUAUUUAUUCUACUCACUUCAUUCUACUCCACUUUAUUCCAUUUCUUUUUACCAUAUCUCUUUUAUUUCAUAAUUUCAAUGGAAAACAGACAAUUUUACAUUCAAUACCUCCACAACCAGCCAGUUGGUUUGAGAACUCAUAUUCUCAACACCAAUACUUUUGUCUGGGUUCAAACCCUGUUUACUGUUGCUGACUUGGUUGUAGCCAUCGUUGUUGAACCAACUAGAAGGCUUUCUGGUAUCCCAGAAGACUAUGGUCCCCUCACCAUCCAUUAUGUGGUGGAUGGUCCAGUCAUUGCUGGGAAUACUCUGUUGACCUCCAUCCAGGAACCGGUUGGUUCCUACGACCAACCGCUUGUCAUCAAGGCCAAGAGUAAUUUUGUACGGAGUAAAAGUGACCAAGAAUUCGUCGACGCCAAUAAUUUGGCAUUGCAAACCCCAAAUGACGCUUUCAAGUAUUUGAUAUAUCAUCUGGAAAAGAUUGUCAAUGUCUCAAGGUUUCCAAAUAACGCCGUAUUUCACGACAAUUGCUUGGAGCAUCGUCUUAAUAGGAGGAGCACUAGCUAUGCGAUUGACGAUGUUGAUAAUGUCAAACUGUUUCUUGCUGUUUCUGGUGCAGGAAAAACAAGGAUGCUUCUAGAGUUGCUUUAUUCAAACUUUGGGUACUACUUCACUUCCAAGAGCUCUCAAAAAGACUUUGGUUCUAAAGACAUGUAUCAAUGCCGGAUGUAUUGCGACAGUAAACCUAAACUCGCUGAACUCACUCAACAUGCUAUCCAACUGUUGUGUUUCGUUCGGGUUUCUGUUUGCAACUACUUGAUAAGCAAGGGAUUCAAGGAACCUUGGCAAAUUCUUCUGGCUCAACUCCAUCCUAUCGCAUUCUUUGGGCUUGACUUGUUUGAGCGUCUUUUUACAAUCCUUGUAAAAGAUCCUGGAAUUUCCCCAACUGCUAUUAUAAACCCAUUUCCUUUUACUGCCAUUGAUGAAAUCCAGGAUCUUGCAGAAGGUCUUUGUUUACAUUGCCUGCCAGGGAGUAAAACCCCACGUCCUUUCUUCUCUCCAUUUGUAUACCAUUCCAAAAUGAUGGGAAUAUUUCCUCAUUUCCUACUGUCUGGUACCGGUAUUGACUUUGAAUCUAUCAAAGAGCUAAUGGAAUCCAGUGUUAUGAAGAGUGGUCAAGUCACAGAUUAUGUAGUUAUAUCAGAUUUCCAUCCUUUGACAAAGCUCGAGGUCGAACAGUAUGCUAGACAAUUUUUACAAGACCAUCAAGUCAAUCAACUGGAUGCUAUUGUAUCAAGAAUUUCAGACUUUGAAUUAUGUCAUGGAAGACCACGUUUCGUAUCGUAUAUUCUGGAUGCAUAUAUGAAAUCAAAUGAUAUUGACACUGCAAUUAGCAAAUUUAUCACUGGAAUAUCUAAUAUUAAUGGCCAGAUUUUCCCGCUUAGAUUCUUGAAAAAUGACCUUGAUGGAGGCAUUCGUUCAUUUGACAGAGUCAUUGAUGGUGAUACCCUGUCGAGAAUCAUUCGCGACGCAUUUCUUGAUGCCAUUUGGGAGGGAAAAAUGCAACUUAAAGUGGCAGACAAUGACGGUGCUAAUGCAAUACGUUACGGUUUGGGAUUUGGUCAGACUGUCGAUGGAACUAUAUCUUCCAUUGAAAUUCAAGAGUUGGCUGUAAUCGAGUGUCUUCGCUACUUUUUCCCCUUUGCGCCCAUUGUCAAAAGUUUAUACCAAAGAAUUGGCUCCUCUUUUAACCCUCAAAUGGUUGGCUAUUUGAUGGAAUACUUGGUUGCGUUUGCUUUAGUAGCCAACCAUUCUGGUUCUGAUGCUGCCAAUAGUAUCAAGGCAUCCCGAGAUUCUGCAUCCGACUAUUUACAAUGUGAUGAUUCAAGUCAAGUAUGCUUUCCCGAUCAUAUGUGUGGACCAGAUAUCAUCUACAAGUGUGCCAAUACAAAGACUGUAUACAUUGUUCAAAUCAAAUUUGUCAAGAAAAUGUCAAAACAAGAAGCUGCAAACGCUUACAAUACUACAGAUCCUGAACGCUUUUAUUGCAAACGUAAUGGCGAUGGAGUGUCGAAAAAACUUGAAGUGUUGAAAGGGUUUGAAGAAAAACGAACUUACCUUCUUAGCACUUUGUCGAAACUACACGAAUCAGGCUACUCAUUGCAACAGACUCUGGUUAUUCAUACUGCUGAAAAGAACCCUGUUGAUGUUCAAGGUAUGAGAAUCAUCAAUAGUCAAAACUCUCCCGAGUUUUUUGACAAAAUUGGCAACGGUGUUUGGGAUUUUUUGAAUUUAAUUAGAAAUAACCUUCAAUAA
Molecule: messenger RNA, 2333 nt
Organism: Batrachochytrium dendrobatidis JAM81
Lineage: Eukaryota; Fungi; Chytridiomycota; Chytridiomycetes; Rhizophydiales
Exons: 1
Coding region: 96-2333 (745 amino acids)
Source: RefSeq, a predicted model, not a curated record